GCCAACCCGUUUCUCUAAAUCCUUUGUCCCUUACUCGGUUCCCGGCGCCGUACCUUAGGCCUUUGUGGCAGCGGCUCCCUGUUUCUUUCCCUUUCCUCUUUUCUUCUUUUCUUCUCUUCCCGUUCCUUCUGCCGCUAGUUUCCUCUCUUUCUAAAAAAGCCUAGCCACCGUUCUUCUUCUCGGAGUGCAAGGUCGCCGUCACUCUAAAAACUGUAUAAAUACCUCGAAAUCUAUCUCUCGCUCCCAAAAAGGACAACAUAAUUUUCUUUCUCUCUCUAAUAAUCCAAUGAAUCAUGUAAUUUUAAAUCAAUAAUUCUGAUUUAAUUUUAGUUUUGCUUGUAUUCUUUAUGCAUUCAUGUUUCUUUCUUCUGCAAUAAGUGAUCUGAAAAAUAAAUAAUCUUUGCUAAAUUGAAUCUGAAAUUGAUUUAUCUUGUAUUUGAUGUGUUAUUUUUGAUCUGGGUGUUUUUAUUCUUCCAAAGGGUGUCAGAUUUGGUUUUAAUGGGUGGUGAUUUUGAAGGGAUUAGAUAGAUUCUAGUUAUUGGGAGCUGAAGACUCUGUUUUUUUGUUGGUUUUUUUUGGAGUGGUUUUUACUUUGCUUCCUUAUGAAGGGGAUUGCCGCAUCUAUUCUAUUGAUGUUUUCAGGAGUAAGACUCAAUUGAAUCAAAGCCUGAGCACACAUUGGUUUUAGUUAGCAUAUAUGGGUUCUAAAUCAGAUUGAUUAUAGAUUAUGAUCCUGCUUCUAGUGAGGCUUUAACCCAAUUAUUAGUUACUAUCCGCACUGGUCUAAACGAAGCUGUUGCCUAUAUUAUGGUGUUUGGAUGUUUUAAAUCUCUCUCAUUUGUGUGUUUGCACAUCAGCAAAAUGCAUCAGUGCCUGUAUGUGCCUGUAAUAUCUGUGUCUUUGUACAUGCCUGCUUUUUAUAUGGGAAUAAAUGUUGUGUUAAUUUAGACAGUUAAUGUUAUUUUUCUUUGAUAUUUACUUCAUGGGUCCCAACAUGGAGCCCACUUGUGAUGAAGGCUGAGCCAAAUGCUGCACUAGUUGCUGCAUAUCAGUUUGGGAUGUCUGUUUAUUUGAUGAGAAAUAUUUGCUUCUGCAAGGAAAUCCUGGCAUUGCCAGUUUUAGAGAAGCUUGCUCUUGAUGACCUUUUUGUAUGGUAAAAUUUUGCCUCAUGUUCGUAAUAUUACUUCAGAUGUUCAAUAUGCUGUCACAAGAACAGAACGCAUUGUAGCUUCUCUAUCAGGGUGUGGGCAGGCACAAAUACCACACAAGAUUCCAGGAAAAACAUUGGAGAGAAGGCAUGCAUCCAGUGUGACUGAAGGUGACACUGGUGGACUAGCUCAUCGGUUGAAGAAAAUGUUGGUUGAGCGCAAUGACUAUGACAGUGCUAGGGAUAUAGCAAGGAUGUUCCAUCUCAAGGAAGCAUUAUGAAUUAUGCUAUGAAGCAUAUGAUAUGAUUAACCUGACUGAGUGAAACUAGUUACAGUUGUCCAUGAAUUGAAGAAAGGUAUUCGGUAUAUUCGAUUAAUACGGCAAGAGAUCACCAUUGCAAAUUUAAAUUCAAAGGGUAGCUUUCCUGAGCAUAGGUUGGGCUGUAACUAGGAUGCUCUCUCUAUGGACUCUAGUUCUUUUCGCUCCCCACUUUUAACUACUACUUCCCUCUUUUUCCAUUAUAACCAUUUAUCUUAGACGUCUGACAUUAAGUUGGAAGUAUGUGCUCUCUUAUAUCUUCAAUAGUCUUCUAAGUUCUAACUGAAAGCUCUUUGGAGUUCUUUGAAAAACCUUGUAAAAUUUUGGGAUGCAAUAUAAUUCUUUUGCUAGU
Theobroma umbraticum is the source of this 1819-nucleotide messenger RNA. The record is from RefSeq and is a predicted model, not a curated record. NCBI's taxonomy places the organism in Eukaryota, Viridiplantae, Streptophyta, Magnoliopsida, Malvales, Malvaceae.